AUGACCCUGAACACGCAGCACGGGAGCAAGACCCCGCUGCGGAGGAGAGCCAGCACUCCUCUGCCGCGGCCGGGGGUGCUGGAUGCUCCCCCCCGGAGCGAGCCCGGGCACCCCCAGCUCGGUCACACCGCGCCCGAGGCCAGGGGCAGGGCCGCGGCCUCCCGGAGCAGUUGGUCCUCGGAGUCUUCGGGCUCCUCUGUCUCCUUGGAGCCCCGGUACCGAGUGGUGCUGCUGGGUGACCCCGGCGUGGGCAAGACCAGCCUGGCCAACGUCUUCGCCGGUGUCCAGGAGCGGGACCUGCUGGAGCAGCACGGAGGGGCCAUGUACGAGCGCACACUGGCCGUGGACGGUGAGGAGACCACACUGCUGGUGAUGGACGCUUGGGAGUCGGAGCAAAGGGUACGGCAGGGCUGGGGGAGCUGCCGGUGCCUGCGGAUGGGGGACGCCUACGUCCUGGUCUACUCCAUCACCGACCGCGGCAGCUUCGAGAGCGCCUCGGAGCUGCGCAUCCAGCUGCGCCGCGCCCGGCAGGCUGAGGACAUCCCAAUCAUCCUGGUGGGCAACAAAACCGACCUGGUGCGGUGCCGAGAGGUCUCCCUCGAAGAGGGCCGAGCCUGCGCCGUGGUGUUCGAUUGCAAGUUCAUCGAGACGUCGGCAGCCCUGCAGCACAACGUGGCCGAGCUCUUCGAGGGGGUGGUGCGGCAGAUCCGCCUGCGCCGCGGACCCAAAGAGGCCCCCAAGAACCCCGCGGCUGGCCAGAAGCGCAAGGAGAGCCUCACCAAGAGGGCGCGGCGCUUCCUCGACAGGCUGGUAGCCAGGAACAGCAGCAAAGUGACCCUCAAAGCCCGCUCCAAAUCCUGCCACGACCUGUCCGUGCUCUGA
This is a messenger RNA of Indicator indicator, 882 nucleotides long. It is a transcript of the gene REM1, whose product is annotated as RRAD and GEM like GTPase 1. Lineage: Eukaryota; Metazoa; Chordata; Aves; Piciformes; Indicatoridae. Gene Ontology annotation, biological process: negative regulation of high voltage-gated calcium channel activity. Gene Ontology annotation, cellular component: plasma membrane. The coding region runs from base 1 to 882 and encodes 293 amino acids. The record is from RefSeq and is a predicted model, not a curated record. Gene Ontology annotation, molecular function: calcium channel regulator activity; GTP binding; GTPase activity. The transcript has 4 exons.